CCAUUACGAAUCUUCGAAAUUGGAAAACAUAUCUCCGUCGGUCGUCGCCUCAAUGUCUCAGGUUGAUAAUAGAAACUCUUCGGCUGCGAAGCAUGCUAGAACGGAUGGUAGUCGUAGGGAAGAUGAUUAGGCAUACCCUAGUUGUUGGAAUGUGAAUUUUUUUUUUAGGACUACUUGCAAUAUGCGCAAUUGCACUCAACUCAAGCCAGCUGGUCAUAAUUCAAAACCUGUUGCGAAGCCUCUACAACCCCCACCAAAUUACUCGUCACCUGCUCCUUAUGUAGGUCCCGGUACGCCAUCUUCAAUGUAUUUGGGUGUACCACCUUAUGGGUCUUCCCUCUUCAAUGGUUCCUCUAUUCCUCCAUAUGACAUUCCAUUUUCUGGAGGAUCAGCUUAUCCGUAUAGCAAUCGUCUUCCUGGUGGCAAUCCCUUUCAGCCCCUGCAUAUGUCUGGGCCACGCCCUUUUUCUACUGGCUCUAUGAUUGGAAAUGCUGGGAUGUAUGUCAUGCCUCCUUUGAUGGACCGUUAUGGCUUGGGCUUGCCCAUGGGCCCCCUUCCAAUGGUAUGUUCAGAAGGUUAA
Hibiscus syriacus is the source of this 580-nucleotide messenger RNA. RefSeq names its product ranBP2-type zinc finger protein At1g67325-like. The transcript has 5 exons. The record is from RefSeq and is a predicted model, not a curated record. Lineage: Eukaryota; Viridiplantae; Streptophyta; Magnoliopsida; Malvales; Malvaceae. Bases 182 to 580 code for a protein of 132 amino acids.